This is a messenger RNA of Cajanus cajan (pigeon pea), 1460 nucleotides long. Its product is annotated as putative FBD-associated F-box protein At5g22720. NCBI's taxonomy places the organism in Eukaryota, Viridiplantae, Streptophyta, Magnoliopsida, Fabales, Fabaceae. Gene Ontology annotation, molecular function: protein binding. The record is from RefSeq and is a predicted model, not a curated record.
AGACGAAAAUGAAAUAGAGUUCUUAAAAAAUUGUAACUCAGAGAAAAAAAGAAAUAGAGAGGAGAGAAAUAAAGAAGAAGAUGGAGAAAAAAAGUAACUCCAUCUAUAUGUGGGAAGUGAAAAAGGGUUCGAUUGGUGUUGGCGAGUGUUCGAAGGGAAACAGCAGAGCGAAGGAAGACAGGCUGAGCAGCUUACCAAACGAACUUAUCCAUCGCAUACUAUCCACUGUGGACGCAAAAUUAGCUGUUCAAACGAGUGUUUUGAGUAAGCGAUGGAGGCACCUUUGGACUUCCCUUCCAGUCCUAAACUUCCAAGACUCUUCCUUCGACGACCCUGUCCUUUUCCAGUACUUCGUGGAUCAUGUCUUGUCUCACAGAGACGCUUCCACCAACCUCCAAGUCCUCAACUUUGCGUCCCAAGAGGAACUCCAAGAUGAGCAUGUUGUAGAUUCCAUCAUUGACUACGUUACUCUCACACCACCCAUUUCCGCCACUAUUCACUUUCUCUCCAUCCUCGCUGAAUGCGUCCUGGGGAAGCUCCCUCAGCUCUCUCUCUGUCAAUCCCUCACCACUCUCAAGCUCUCUCACAUAUCCACUGAAACGACAUCCUUUGAUGUCGUUUCUCUCAAACAGCUCUACCUUUUUGACUGUCGAUUCGAGUGUGGGGUGGAAGAGCUUCUCGAUCCUUUCGAGGGUUGUGUUAAUUUGACAUGCUUGUCUCUUCAUCGGUGUAACUAUUAUGGCGGAUUUGAAACCUUUAGAAUCUUCGCCCCUCAGCUCACCAACUUGAGCAUCUCGUGGAUGAGAAUCGAUGAAGUGUUUGAUUCUGAUUGUGUCAUUGAGCUUUCCACACCAAAGCUUCAAUAUUUUACAUACUGUGACACUGAUCUGUAUGAUUUUUCCGCUGAGGUCGACCUUCCCUGCGUGGAGGAAGUGGAUAUUGAUGUGUGGUGUUUGAACAAGGACACUGACUUGCUCCUUCGGAUGAUUGAAUUGUUUGAAAUGAUGGAGAGUGCCGAGUUUGUAACUUUAUCACCCGAUAUGAUUGAUGUUAUGUCUAUGUUUCCUGAUAUACUUGAUGGUCGGUCUUCCCCCUUCACUAGAAUGCAGAAUUUUGAGUUAAACAGGGAUACACCUUCUGUACCUCCUAAUGUCAUGGCCUACUUAUUUGCUGGAUCUCCUGGAUUUCGUUUCAAUUGAUGAGAAGGUAUGAAAAAGGUGCAAAACAAUCUGAUUGAAGAUGGUUACUUGCCAAGUUGGACGGUUUUAUCUUUUGGAGAAUAAAAGUUGUUUUUCUUGGUCUUAACAAUGAAGAACUCGAGUUUUUUUUUUUCUUUUUUUCUUUUCAGAGGAACAGUGGUCUUGCUGAUAAUUUGCUAAGUAUGCAGCAAAGAGGGGUUGCCUUGUAUUUCUUAGUCUGUGUCAUAUUUGCCACUAAUGGUGAUCAGUUAUUUUGUGAUA